Doryrhamphus excisus (bluestripe pipefish) is the source of this 7543-nucleotide messenger RNA. The record is from RefSeq and is a predicted model, not a curated record. Lineage: Eukaryota; Metazoa; Chordata; Actinopteri; Syngnathiformes; Syngnathidae.
GGCGCCCGUCAGGCAACGCGCACGGCCACCAGGAAAACUCCCUUGCUGGAAAACACCGUCCGCUCCGGAGAGCCGCCGGCGUCCGUGAACGCAUCACAACUUCAGCCGGUGCGCGGGAGAAAGUGAGCCCGGCACUGGUCACCGGCUGCCGGGGGACAGAUUACACACGUCCCGGCUGGGGAGCCCCCCCCCGGGAAGGAAGAUAAGAGGCUUGGGCGCAUGUGAAGGACGCCGGGCAGGGAAUUGGGUCAUGCGCUGUGCAGCCUACCUGUUAUCUUUACGCCGUCUUGUCUGAAUAUUUGCGCAAUGACCUUUGGCGCACUUGGACUACAGCGGACGCGCCUGUGAGGUUGGCGGGCGAUAAGGCCGGACAGAAGAUGGGACGGGGCCGAUGUUUUAUCAGAUGGCUGGGAACGGGAAUGGCCGUGGUGUCUUUGCUAAACGUGGUCUGGGGCCAGCACGCAGACGACUGGCAGUAUGAGGAGUGUAAGCUGUCCCGCCCCGGCCCCCCAGCGACAAUAGUGACCAUCGAUGAGGAGAGUCCCAACGGCACGGUUCUGGUGGAGAACAUGCAGAUAAAUGGCCGCGCCCAGGACCCGAGCAGAACCAUCUCCCUCACCUUGCUGGACAACCACGACUACUGGGUCAUCCUGGAACCAGCACGCCAGAGGCUCUACCUGAACAGCACGGGCCGGGUUCUGGACCGAGACCCCCCCAACUACAUCUCCACCAUUGUGGUCCAGAUCCAGUGCACCAAUGAGCUGGUGGGUACCGUUAUUUUGCACGAGGUACGGAUCGUGGUGAGGGACCGGAACGACAACGCGCCUCGUUUUCAGCAGCCACGCUACUAUGUCGCCAUAAACGAGCUCACCCCCGUGGGGACCACCAUAUUCACCGGCUUCUCAGGACCAAACGGAGCCACCGACAUCGAUGACGGCCCCAAUGGACACAUCGAGUACAGCACCCUCUACAACCCCACUGAUCCGCCGGCCAACAGCACCGUGAGCGUGGCAAAUACCCUUUCAGGACACAUUGUCCUGGCGGAGAGGCUGAACUACGAGGAGAGAACACGCUACCUGGUUUUGGUCCAAGCCAACGACCGGGCCCCGUAUCCUCCCAACAGACGCACCGCCACCACCACGCUGACGGUGGACGUCCUGGACGGGGACGACCUCGGACCCAUGUUCCUGCCCUGCGUCCUGGUCAACAACACGCAGGACUGCAACCCCCUCACCUACCACGCCGCCAUCCCCGAAUUCACUGAACCGAGCAAACUCAACCCCCUCAACGUCACCCCCCCCAUCCGGGCGGUGGACAUGGACAGAAACAUCCAACCCCCGUCAGACAGACCCGGCGUCCUUUACCACAUCCUGGUUGGCCAUCCGGUGGCGUUCCCUCAUUACUUCUCCCUCAACAAGACCACAGCCGAGCUGCACGUCCUGCAGCCAAUCAGCAGGGACCUGUACCAGAGGUUCACGCUUGUUAUUAAGGCGGAACAGGACAACGGUCACCCGCUGCCGGCCUACGCCGACCUUGUCAUCGACAUCCUGGAUGAGAACAACCAGGCGCCGUACUUCCAGUUCAUCAACUACCAGGGCUACGUCAGCGAGGCGGCGCCGGUGGGCACCACCGUCUCGGCCGGAGCCAACCUCAGCUCGCCGCUGGAAAUCGUGGCUCUGGAUAACGACGUGGAGGAGACCAAAGACCCCAUGCUGAAGAUAACCCAGGACAACUACAAGGCGGUCUUCGGCCUGACCCCAAGUGGGAUAGUCCGCUACCUGAGGCUGCUGAAGCCUGUGGACCGCGAGAAGCAGAUGACCUACACCUUGACGAUGGUGGCGUCAGACGGCGUCCAGCAGAGUGGCCCCGUCACCGUCAACAUCUUGGUCAUGGACGCCAACGACAACACGCCCACCUUUGCUCAGGUGUCCUACAACGUGGACUUAUUCACCGACAUGCGACCCGGGGAGACCGUGCUGCAGGUCACGGCGGAGGACGCUGACGAGGGGCUAAACGGGGUGGUGACCUACGAGAUCCUGGCUGGAGCUCAGGGACACUUUGUCAUCAAUAACCGCACGGGGCGCAUCACGGUGGCGGCAGGCGUCACGCUCGCUGUCGGAAGAUCGUUUGCGCUGACCGUCAAGGCGUCUGACAACGCGCCAGAGUCGCUGAGAAGGAGCUCCAUCACCACCGUCUAUAUCGAAGUGUUGCCGCCCAACAAUCAGAGCCCCCCGCGCUUCCCCCUGCUCACCUACAGUCUGGAGGUCAGCGAGGCCACGAGGAUCGGCGCUAUCCUCCUCAAUCUGCAGGCCACGGACAGAGAAAACGACCCCAUCACAUACGAGAUCCUCAGCGGGGAUUCCCACAACGUCUUCAACCUCUCGGAGACGAUUGGCCUUCUUAUUCUGGAAAAACCUCUGGAUAGAGAAAGCACGGACCGCUACCGUCUGGUGGUAACGGCCUCGGAUGGCAACCCUGGGGGGACGUCCACCACGACAGUCGACGUGGUCGUGACAGACGUCAACGAUAACGACCCUGAAUUUGACCGCACGGCGCCCAUCAACUUGACUGUCCAGGAAGAGGAGGCCAACCUGUUUGUGGGACGAGUCGAGGCCACGGAUCCAGACGCAGGGGCCAACGGUCAGGUUCGAUACCGCGUGGUGAACCAUCCUGACCUGUUCGUCAUGGCCGCCAACGGCAGCAUCUACACCCGAGUCCCGCUGGACCGCGAGCUCAGGAGCAGCUACGACCUGCUGGUGGAGGCCUCGGACGGGGCGGUGGACCCCCGGCGGACCACCUUGACCCUGACUGUGGAGGUGACGGAUAUCGACGACAACAGCCCCGUGUUCUCUCAGCCGACCUACGUGGUGAACGUGCCCGAGAACAGCCCCCUGGGAACGCGCAUCCUGACGCUCAGCGCUGUGGAUGCAGACCUCUUCUCCAACGUCACCUACCGGAUCAAGUCGGAAUCCGCCCGCCAGCUGUUUUCCUUGAACGCCAUCACGGGAGACCUGACGGUGCUGCAGACUCUGGACUUCGAGGACCUGGCGGCGAUGGGAGUCGGGGGGGCCUCUUACACCUUCCAGGUGGAAGCUGUGGACCAGGGAGGCGUCACGCCGCCGGGACAAGCUACCGUCACGGUCCGCAUCACGGACAUGAACGACUACUCUCCGGUGUUCAGCCAAGUCCUGUACAGAGGCAUGGUGGCCCCCAAUGCAGAGAAGGGAACGUUCAUCACUACUGUGUUUGCAGAGGACCAGGACCCCCCAGGCACCCCAGCCAGUUCAGUGGCCUACAGGGUGGACCAGGUCAGAUCCCCGUACAGCGGCAGCAUAUUUGACGUGGAGGAGCAAACAGGAAGAGUCAUCACCAAAGUCAACCUGAACGAGGAGCCCAGUCUUACCUUUAAGUUGUUUGUCAUUGCCUUCGACGCGGGCGAGCCCGUGAAGACCAACAGCACCGUGGUGGAGAUCACUGUCCUGCAGCCCUCCCGCAUCCCCAUCUUCACCCAGGAGGAGUACAGGUUUCCUCCCGUCAGUGAGCUGGCGCCGGUGGGCACGCCCCUGGGGAGCAUUCUAGCUGCCGCCAUCAACCAGACCAUCUACUACUCCAUCGUGGCAGGAAACGAUUUAGGUCAUUUUGGUGUGAACAACAGAACAGGCGUCAUCUCCACCGCCAAGGCGCUGGACUUUGAAAACGUGACCAGCUACGUCCUGAGGGUCCAGGCCGACUCGCUGCUGCUCGUCAUGUCCAACCUGCGUGCGCCUUCCAAAACAAACACAGCCAAGGUGUUCCUGGAGGUCAACGACGAGAACGAUCAUCCUCCCGUCUUCUCCAGGCAGCUCUACAUCGGGGGCGUGACCGAGGACACCAAGAUCUUCAGCUCCGUGCUAAAGAUAGUGGCUAGUGAUGAGGACACCGGCAACUUCAGCGCCAUGGCGUACCGCCUCAUCAUCCCCCCCACAGCAGAGGGCCAGGACAGCUUCGUCAUCGAGACCUACACAGGCGUCCUCAAGUCAGCCAUCAUGUUUCGAAACAUGCGCAGGUCCUACUUCAAGUUUGAGGUGAUCGCCACCGACGACUACGGGGAGGGUCUGAGCAGCGGCGCUGAAGUGGUGGUGUCGGUGGUGAACGCGUUGGACAUGCAAGUUAUCGUGUCCACCGUCCCGCCCACCUUGGUUGAGGAGAACAGGGACCAACUGAUCAGCAUCCUGGAGCGUCACAUCCAGGACCAGAUCCCGGGCGCCAAAGUGAUCGUGGAGGCCAUCGGACCACGUCGUCACGGCGACGGCUUCGAGCUGGAAGACUACAGCAAGUCGGACCUGAUGGUGUACGCUAUCGACCCGCUUACCAACCGGGCCAUUUCACGGCAGGAGCUCUUCAAAUUUCUGGAUGGGAACGUUCUGGAAAUCAACAAGGAGUUCCAGCCCUACCUGGGCGAAGGUGGCCGGAUCCUGGAGAUCCGCUCGCCGGACGUGGUGGCGAGCGUGAAGAAGGCCGCCCAGGCUGUGGGCUACACGGAGGGAGCCCUCCUGGCUCUGGCCAUCAUCAUCAUCCUCUGCUGCAUCCCUGCCAUCCUCAUCGUCAUGGUUACCUACAAGCAGUUCAAAGAACGCCAAGCGGAGUGCGCCAAAACGGCCCGGAUUCAGAUGGCGCUACCUCCGGGAGGCAAGGCGCCGGGCGGCGGCGCCGCGGGGGCCAACCUGUACGAAGAGCUGGGGGACGGCAGCAUCAGGCGAGGCUACGGCAGGCCGCAUCAGCAACUGCUGAGACCAUCUCUGCUGAGACCUGAGGAACUCUCCAUGGAGUCCGGCAUCGAACCCGGACAGGACUACUACACGCAGGACUAUUACAACUACGACCAAGGGUAUGACAUCCCUCAGUACGGCAGCCGGCGGAGGUUGAUAGCUCCCGUGUACGACGAAUAUGGAGAAGUGAUUAUGGAGGAUGACGGUUAUUACUACAGUCCACAUGGCCCAGAGCUGGUGAGGAAGGUGCGACUGAAGCUGGGAGUCGAUGGGGAAAACGAGACCACCUCCACCGGAGAGGAGAGCGCAGCCGACACCCAGAGGGGCCAACCCCCCGGCGGCCACGGCAACACCAACGGGAACAUCUACCUGGCCCACAAUGGCACCAUUGUUCGAACCAGACGGACGCCCCACCUGAACAACCUGAAGGUGGGCUCCCACUUUAAAAAGCUGGACAAGCUGGGGGUGACCCACGAAGAACCCUCCCCCGUCGGCAGCCUCGACGGCAACGAAAGCAACACGGAAAGCGGGACGGGUACUUCCCUUCCCCCCCAUUUGGACAUCAACCUGAACACCCGCUCCUCCAGCGGCUCCCUGGGCUCCAGCCUGAACGGCCUGAAAGCUUCUGCGUCCAAAAGCAGCCUGGCCAACACGUCUGUGGGACGACACGGCAGCGGGGAGGGGCGGGACCCUGCGGCGGACAACCACAAGGACGGCAGCGGUCCCGCCGUGUCGGAGGAGGAGGAGCUGUGGAUGGGACCCUGGAACAAUCUGCACAUUCCGAUGACCAAACUCUGACUCCCCUGCCUUUCUUCUCAUCCAUCAACGUGUGCCUCAAGGUCAUCCUCCUCCUGCUGGAUGUCAUGGCAGAUCUACCAGCACCACGCUGGAGCUGCAUUGGACAUCUCACUUGCUGAGAUGGAGGGGUGUCACCAGAUCUCAGGAGAUGAAAACAUGACGAGAUUCAUCAUCCCCGAAUCGAUCAAUCACACGAUCAAUGAGAAUGAAGCACAUAAUCCAUAGCAUGAAGCACAUUCCAUAUAUAAUCCAUAUAUAAUCCAUAUAUAAUCCAUAUAUAAUCCAUAUAUUGCCGUGUGUGUGCGUGCCCUCGUCUCGCAUCCAAACAGGAAGAGGUUCACUCCGUGCAUGGCUUUAUGCACCGUGGCUUUAUGCAUCAUGACAUCCAUAGUAUACAUAGUAUACAUAGUAUAUAUACGUAGUAUACAUACAUAGAACAAUGGUACGCACUGAGUGAAACCUCUUCUCAGUCUCUUUGUCUUGGUGGGUGGAGGCGGGGCUGCUAGCAUACACACAGUAACGCGUAUGAACUUAACAGAUUGCAUACGCCCACCAUCCCAGUGGCAUACAAGAUGGAUGGAUGGAUGGAUGGAUGGAUGGAUGGAUGGAUGGAUUGAUGGAUGGUUGGAUGGAUGGAUGGAUGGAUGGAUGGAUGGAUGGAUGGAUGGAUGGAUGGAUUGAUGGAUGGUUGGAUGGAUGGUUGGAUGGUUGGAUGGAUGGAUUGAUGGAGAUUUGAUGGAUGGAGAUUUGAUGGAUGGAGAUUGGAUGGAUGCCAUACAUUGUCAUAUUCAUUGUGUACUUUUCUUCAAAAUGUUAAGGGAAUGUUGGAAUGUUGUUAAUCCGUCAUCCACCAUCUUCCAUGAGACACCAACACGUCUUCCUCUGAGGUUGUGUGUGUUGUAAAGAUAUCAAAAGAGGUAAAAAGAGGCAGCCAAUGAAUGCGCGUCCUGGGACGCCCCCAUUGGUCCCAGAAAGGCGGCCAUUCAAAGAGCUCCAAAACGUCCAGCAAGGUUUUCUAUCCCUGCUGUUAGCAUGUAGCAACAGCUACAUUUAUGCUAACAUGUCAUACUUGAGUAUUUUAGUAGAACUUCCUUCCUGGGUGCAUUGAUGUCACAUAGCAACAUAGAAAGGAAGGCUACACCUAGCCUAGUCGCUAGCCGCUAGCCGCUGUGGUGUGGCUAGGUGUCACUACGCCAGUAAGGUAGUUCUUGGGUGGAACAAUGUGGAUAAGAAUAAUAAUAACAAUGUGCUUCAUAUGAAGGAGGUGGAAUAGGUGCGUCCCAUCACGUGCAUUCUUAGCUGCCUCUUUUUCCCGAUGAAAAGUGUACCUGCCAUCUGGUCAUGUGACGUGUCUGGUGACACCCCUGCUGUUUAUUCCAUCCAACAGGAAGUCAAAGGAUGAAUCAAAGAUGAAAAUGUGGCCUAUUUUAAUCACGUUACUUUCAUUCUAUUUCAUUGACUGAGAUUUAUAAAAGGAUAUUUCAUGAAAAGAUAUGAAAUUAUUUUUGUCUAUUUUCUAUCUUAAGACGUCUGAAGAUGUGAUUGCUGUCACGGUGAGGACCAUGGUUAGCACCAUGACCUCCUUGACCUAUCAGGGUUUCCUAAAACUCCAAAAUGCUUUUCUGGCUUUGCUGAUUGACACAUGGUUGAAUGUGAUUGGAUGAUUGAUCCCCGUGUUGUUUCCUGCUUUCCUGUGUACGAUGCACGUGGAUACAUGAUGAUGACGUAGUACAUUUCACUGGAAAGGCCAAGUUUGGGAAAAGGACAGCAGUCCUUGGAAUGAUCUUCCACCUCGUUCUCAUCCUCACUCGGGAGGGACGCCUCUUGGAAGCCAGCCCUCCUUUGUGGGGAUGGCGUGUGUGUGUGUGUGUGUGUGUGUGUGUGUGUGUGUGUGUGUGUGUGUGCGUGUGUGUGUGCGUGCGUGUGUGUGUGCGUGUGGAAUGUUAGGGCAGUAUUCUAAAAGUGACUUUUUAAAUUGCACAAAAGAGCGAAAGUGU